Molecule: messenger RNA, 3917 nt
Organism: Phialemonium atrogriseum
Lineage: Eukaryota; Fungi; Ascomycota; Sordariomycetes; Cephalothecales; Cephalothecaceae
Exons: 10
Coding region: 1-3879 (1292 amino acids)
Cellular component (GO): membrane; intracellular membrane-bounded organelle
Molecular function (GO): heme binding
Source: RefSeq, a predicted model, not a curated record
AUGGACCCGCCCAACCCCAACCCCAACCCCCCCAACACAGCCGGGCCGCCGCCCUCCCCCUGGGCAGCAAAGUUCGGCCUCCCCCCAGGCGCAUGGCCGUCCCUCACGAGGCAGGGCCACUCCUCCAUGGCGCCGCACGUCCCCUACCUCGACCCGACGUGGUACGCGACCAACCCGCCCGCCAGCAUGCCGCCGAUCCCGCCGCCGCCGCGCCCGGACCUGCUGGACGACCUGUUCGCCGCCGAGCGCACGCAGCAGAGGUACCUCGGGGGGCUCAAGGCGUGGCAGGCCGGCGCGCUGGCCACGCCCCUGGCUAGGUGGGUGCCCGGCGGUCAUGAUCGGGAUGCGGGCCCGCCCGUCGUGGAUGCGCCUGCGGUCAUGAGGAUCGCGGCUGCGAGGGUGGAGGGUGGUGGGGUGGUGGAUGCGGCGGCGGUGGUGCUGGAUGGGGAUCUGUUGAGGGUGGAUGAGGGGCGGUGGUGUAAGGUGUUUCGGAGGGAGAGGUGGUUUGAUUUGGCGGCUGGGAUCGCGGAGGGGGUGCCGGAGCCGGUGGAUGGGGUUGCUGGGGACGGGGUGGUGUGGAGCGUGGAUUGUCCGGCUGUGUGGGAGGUUAUGAGGGUGUGUUUGGAGCUGGCGGAUCGGUUGGUUAAGGCUACUGCUGAGACGGGAUUCCUUGAUACGCUUCUCUUUGGGUUUACUAUGCAGGUGCCAUCGGGCGAAUGGACCAUCAACGGGAGGGCGCAGGAAGCCCAAGCCUCGGCCGCGGAGAUCCUGCAGGAGCUCGACAGGUUUGCGCCGCGGCUGGUCUUCUCGUUCAUCGACGAGGAGAACUCGCGGACGGACCUGUCGAACCACCACCCGGUCGGAGAGACGCGGCGGGUCCACGAUGAGGACUCCAAGUGGUUUGUCUACUCGGGUAUCCACGUCCGGUUCUUGAGGGUGCUGUUGUCUAAGGAGUCCACGCUCGCCGAGAAGACGCUUGCAAGGUUUGGGUUUGCUGUGACGGUUGUCCAUCAGCUUAUGCACGCUAUCUUCUACUGUCAAGAAAAAGAAAGGAUAAUCAACUUACUUGGCGAAUUUCCAAAGUCAGAAUGGUUUAUGGAGACAGAAUGGGUACGGGAACUAGGCUGCAGCUGGGAGAACAGCAUCUUCGGCGGCCAGGUGACGCUGCACCCAUCCUACGUCGACAAAAAGUCCGGCAGGGGCAACUUCAUGUUCGCUUCCAUACAGGACUGGCCGAACCCGGCAAUGGGGGACAUGAGCAAGGGACGAGAAGCGGGCGCAGAACUAGGCCGGAGGUACGUGUUCCCGGUCCCGACCUACUGGAUAUCCUGCCUUCUCGCGCAGGAGUACUGGGACCUGUGGGUCCCGAUGUACGGCGCGCAGGCGCUGCAGUUCCCCCGGAUGUUCCGGUCGAGGCGCAGCGACAUACGGGACCACUCGGCGCACCGGCUCCGGGUCAACUUCGGCGUGCGGGAGAUGCGGCCGGGCCUGCGCGACGCGGCCAAGGACUUCUUGGUGCGGAGGGCGCACUGGCGGCGCCUGCGGCCGUGGUACCGGGUCGAGCACCUCUACUGGGCAGUGUCGCCGUGGUCGGAUGUGCACUUCCGCGCCGCGCUCGAGCGCUUCUGGUACGCGUACCACGCCCGCGACGAGGUCGGCGGCCACAGGGCGUACCGGGAGGUCCGCGACGCGUCCCUGGCGCAGGGCUCCUUCAACCGCAACUGGUUCUGGCAGGGGGUCUCGAUGAUCAUGUCCCUGACCCUGCCGAUGCGGCAGACGGAGGCCCACGCGAACCUGGCCACGGCGCCGAGGCCGGGCGCGUGGAGGAGGAGCGGCGCGGCGGCGACCGCGGGGGUGCCCUGGGAGUUCGAUAAUCCUGCUUGUAACGUGGAGGGCGCGAGGUCGUACGUGCUGGAGACCAGGCACUUCGCGGGCGGGCGGGGCACCCGCAAGCACAUCCACACGCUCGGCAAGAAGUUCCUCGAGGAGGCGGAGCGCCUGUACCCCCUCAAUAUAGAGCUGACGCUGGGGGUGUGGCACUCGUGGGCGAGCAUCGGGCGGCAGAUGCGCACGCGCAACCUCGGCGAGGGAGACUGGCUCGAGUUCGACUUUGCGAUGCCGCUCUACGAAGGCAAGGAAAUGCACCUGCCAGUGCCUGCGGGGGUCAAUGGGCCCGAGAAGGAGUACGUGGAAUGGACGGGCGACCCGAAGCUGGAGAUGGAUAAGUACGACCUCAGCUCGGUGGACAGCAUCUCGGCCAAGGGGGAGGCUGUCGACGAAUACGACAGUGACCCCGGGGAGCCCGGCGUCAUGCCGGCGGCAAAUAUCGCAAAAUUUCAGGUCCUUGACAGCGCUCGGCCCGAGAGAUACUACACGGUCGGAGAGGUUAACGAUCAUCGAGCCCAGGACGACCUCUGGUUGCUCUGUGAUGAUGGCCAGUUUGGAUUCGACAUUUAUGAAGCCACAGGCAUAUGGGAUGCCAUGGUGGAAGAAGAUCCCCGCUAUCGUGAAGCCAUAUUGUGCGAGAAGACCCAGUAUGGCUGGAAAGUGAUCCACCCCGACCUCGAGUGGCGCGUCAAGGAGACGGCCAGGUUCCUUGGAAAGCUCAUGAAGCAAUCGAUAACGGAAGAAGAGGCCAGGGAGAUGGACGGCUUGAACAGCAGGCCCCUCUGGGUUGUGAUUGGGAGAAGGAUCUUCGAUGUGACAAGGUUCCCUUGCCGGAGGGGCUUGGAAAGAGCAUAUCUAUAUUUCCUGCAGAACCCAUCCAAGGUCAGCUCGCCCAACGCAUACAGGGAGUGGUUUUUGGAGAAUCUGGGAGACAGAGCUCCCGAGAUGCUUCGUGAGAUGGAACUCUACUGUUGCGGAACUAUUCGAUCGAGCCUGCGCAGGUCAGCCCGGGUACGACCAUUCACUGCCAAUGAGGUGGGCUGGCACAACAACAAAGAUCACCGCAUGUAUAUCAUCAUCCUAGAUGGUGUUUACGAUGUCACAGACUUCGAGGAUUUCCACCCGGGAGGCAGGAAGCUUCUCCAAGGGUCCGCUGGGAAAGAUGUGACCCAACAAUUUAGGGACAGUCAUCAAGAUUGGCAGGGAUGUCUAAAGACCUAUGAGCACCUGAAGAUCGGCCGGAUCGUGGAGGAGCGCGAGAGAACUUCGAUCAACCUCGGCGAGUUCGAGAUUAUGCUGGAAGACAAAGUCUAUAAUAUCCAAUCCUUGACAGUGACCAACGGAGCGGCUUACCAGGCCCUCCUGCGGUGGUUCGGGACAGAUUCAACGGCAGUUCUCAGGCAACAGCAACCUCGCUACUUGGUUUGGCUAGCGGAGCAACCGGAUCUCAUCGUGGCCAAAAUCGCGAGGCCGCUGAAGCCGCUCACUCGGGAUAUGCUGGCCUACCAUAAUGACUGCUCCCAGGCAGAGGAUGCCGGGCCUGAUCUGGCCUUUGUUGACCUUAGACUCAGCCUCGCCGAGUUUUUGGCCAGAAACAAUAAAUCCGACGUCCAGUCUGGCCGAGAACCUUGGGUGGGCGUCGACAACGACAUCUAUUGCGUUUCCGACCUCAUCAUCAAAGGCUCGUCCUGCGACAUGCCGACGGGGGUACCGGUCUGGGAGGCGUUGAGGAGUUACGCUGGGAAGAAUAUUACGGACCAGGUACUCGCACAGUGGAUCAGGGAUUACCACCAGUGCCGGAAGAUUGGGUAUCUGGUGGCCCCAGGAUCCUUGGCCAAGAAGUUCAUAUACAGUGAGGGUCACGGAGCAUAUCUAGCUCCCCAUGAGAGUCGGUACCAGAGGAAACGGAAAGGGGCGGACCUCUUUGACGACGGCGACGAGGGUGAUGACGGGCAUCUUGCCUCUAGACGACGAGACUAUGCCUGGUUUUAGCUAUGCCAGAUACUGUUUUCGAUAUAAGGGUUUGCCCU